AUGGCGGCCAAACAGCGUGAUCAGUAUGACGAGCACUUCGACGAGGGUCAUUCCGGGAAGGAUCAUUUUGUGCAUGCAAGAUUGCGGGCGAACAGCACCAUCAUGAACUUGAAAAAGAUUCUUGUUGCGAACCGCGGAGAGAUACCCAUUCGUAUCUUCAGAACAGCUCAUGAACUUUCUCUCCAAACCGUCGCUGUCUUCAGCUACGAAGAUCGCUUAAGCGCGCACCGACAGAAGGCUGAUGAGGCUUAUGUCAUUGGGAAACGAGGGCAAUAUACCCCCGUCGGUGCAUAUCUGGCAGGAGAUGAGAUGAUAAAGAUUGCGAAAGAGCAUGACGUUAAUAUGAUACAUCCUGGCUACGGCUUUCUCUCAGAAAACGAGGAUUUCGCAAGGAAAGUUGAGGAGGCAGGAUUAGUCUUCGUCGGGCCAACAGCGGACACAAUCAACAAACUUGGGGACAAGGUAUCAGCAAGAACACUUGCUAUAGCAUCAAAAGUGCCUGUUGUGCCAGGUACGGAGGGACCGGUGGAUAAGUUCGAAGAUGUCAAGUCCUUCACAGAUCAAUAUGGAUUUCCUAUCAUCAUCAAGGCUGCCUUCGGAGGCGGUGGGAGAGGUAUGAGAGUAGUCAGAGAUCAAGAGGGUCUCAAGGAUUCCUUCGAGAGGGCCACGUCUGAAGCAAAAUCAGCUUUUGGCAAUGGGACCGUCUUCGUUGAGAGGUUCCUUGACAAGCCUAAGCAUAUUGAAGUUCAGCUCCUCGGUGAUUCAACCGGCAACGUAGUCCACCUUUUCGAAAGAGAUUGCAGUGUUCAAAGGCGGCAUCAAAAAGUCGUUGAGCUGGCCCCGGCCAAAGAUCUGCCAGUAGAGACUCGAGACGAGAUCCUAGCAGACGCUGUACGAUUGGCUAAAUCUGUUGGUUACCGUAAUGCGGGCACAGCAGAAUUUCUUGUAGAUCAACAGAACAGGCACUAUUUCAUCGAGAUCAAUCCUCGAAUCCAGGUUGAGCACACCAUAACCGAGGAAAUAACCGGAAUUGAUAUAGUCGCUGCUCAAAUACAGAUAGCUGCUGGAGCAACGUUGGAGCAGCUUGGUCUUACCCAAGAUCGAAUAUCCAUCAGAGGCUUUGCAAUCCAGUGCAGAAUUACCACCGAAGACCCUGCUAAUGGGUUUUCCCCCGAUACUGGCAAAAUUGAGGUCUAUCGCUCUGCUGGCGGUAACGGCGUUCGCUUGGAUGGUGGCAACGGGUUUGCUGGUGCCAUAAUUACACCAUACUACGAUUCCAUGCUCGUCAAGUGCACCUGUCUAGCCUCGACCUACGAAAUUGUACGAAGAAAAAUGCUUCGCGCCCUCGUAGAAUUUCGCAUCCGUGGGGUCAAGACGAACAUCCCUUUCCUCGGAUCUCUUCUGACGCAUCCAACAUUUGUUGCAGGGAACUGCUGGACCACUUUCAUAGACGAUACGCCAGAGCUCUUUGCUCUUGUUGGUAGCCAAAACCGGGGUCAGAAACUGCUCAGCUACUUGGGAGAUGUCGCUGUCAAUGGCAGUAGCAUCAAGGGUCAAAUUGGUGAACCCAAGCUCAAGACAGAAAUCAUCAUGCCUCAGCUAUAUGAUCAGAGCCACAAUUUGAUAGACACUUCAAUUCCGUGCAAGGAGGGAUGGAAAACCGUUCUCGACAAGGAGGGGCCGGCAGCCUUUGCAAAAGCUGUCCGCGCCUACAAAGGUUGUCUCCUCAUGGACACCACAUGGCGUGAUGCACAUCAAUCUCUUUUGGCCACAAGGGUUCGAACUGUUGACCUGCUGAAUAUCGCCAAUGAAACUAGCCACGCGUAUAGCAACUGCUUCAGUCUUGAAUGCUGGGGAGGAGCCACGUUUGACGUUGCGAUGCGAUUCCUCUAUGAAGAUCCUUGGGAUAGACUACGAAAGAUGCGACGCGCAAUUCCAAAUAUCCCUUUUCAGAUGCUACUUCGGGGCGCCAAUGGAGUUGCGUAUUCGUCCUUACCGGACAACGCAAUAUAUCACUUCUGUGAACAGGCAAAGAAAUAUGGAGUCGACGUCUUUCGGAUAUUUGACGCUCUAAAUGACAUCAAUCAGCUAGAAGUCGGCAUCAAAGCUGUGCAGAAAGCCGGUGGUGUGGUUGAAGGGACCGUCUGCUACAGCGGUGACAUGCUGAAUCCCCAUAAGAAGUACAACCUUGAGUACUAUCUCGAUCUUGUAGCGAAGAUUGUGGAAUUAGGUGCUCAUGUCAUUGGCAUCAAGGACAUGGCAGGCGUCCUCAAACCGCGAGCCGCCACGCUCUUGAUUGGUUCUAUCAGGGAGAAAUACCCAGACAUUCCCAUUCACGUUCACACCCACGACUCAGCAGGAACCGGUGUUGCCACCUAUGUCGCUUGUGCGAACGCCGGUGCUGACGCAGUGGACACAGCGACUGACAGUAUGUCUGGCAUGACUUCUCAGCCGAGCGUAGGUGCAACAUUAGCAUCUUUACAAGGCUCAGGGCUGGAGCCGGGCUUGGACAUCAAUCAAGUCCGAGCAAUAGAUUCCUACUGGGCUCAAUUGCGCUUACUCUACUCUCCAUUCGAAGCUGGCUUGACGGGCCCAGACCCUGAGGUUUACGAACAUGAAAUCCCAGGUGGUCAGCUUACCAACUUGAUUUUCCAGGCCUCGCAGCUCGGUUUAGGUACUCAAUGGGCAGAGACAAAGAAGGCUUAUGAGCAAGCGAACGACUUGCUGGGCGACAUUGUCAAAGUCACUCCAACUUCGAAAGUAGUUGGAGACCUGGCACAGUUCAUGGUUUCUAACAAGCUCUCUUAUGAUGACGUGCAGAAGAAAGCCAAGGAACUUGACUUUCCAGGUUCCGUUUUGGAAUUCUUUGAAGGCUUGAUGGGUCAGCCUUACGGUGGCUUCCCUGAGCCUUUACGUUCGGAUGCUUUGCGUGGUCGUAGAAAGCUCGAUAAGCGACCUGGCCUGACCCUCGAGCCGCUGGACCUUGCCAAGAUCAAGAAAGACAUCAACGCCCGGUUUGGUAGCGCGAGCGAAUGUGAUGUCGCUUCCUACGCUAUGUAUCCUAAAGUGUUCGAAGACUACCGCAAAUUUGUGCAGAAGUAUGGUGACCUCAGUGUGCUUCCCACACGGUUUUUCCUCACCAAGCCGGAGAUUGGGGAGGAGUUCCAUGUUGAACUCGAGAAAGGCAAGGUCCUCAUCCUCAAGCUUCUGGCUAUCGGUCCAUUGUCUGAGAACACGGGACUGCGAGAGGUAUUCUACGAGAUGAACGGAGAAGUGCGACAAGUGACAGUCGAGGACAAAAAAGCGGCAGUAGAGAAUGUCAGUCGACUCAAGGCAGAUAGCAGCGAUAGCAGCCAGGUGGGAGCACCAAUGUCAGGCGUUGUGGUCGAAGUGCGGGUACACAACGAGGGAGAGGUCAAGAAGGGCGACCCCAUUGCUGUCCUCAGUGCAAUGAAAAUGGAAAUGGUUAUUAGUGCGCCGCACUCGGGCAAAGUUGGCGAAUUGCAGGUGAAGGAAGGGGACUCGGUGGAUAGUCAGGAUUUGGUGUGCAAGAUUCUGAAAUAG
This is a messenger RNA of Bacidia gigantensis, 3564 nucleotides long. RefSeq lists its product as uncharacterized. Bases 1 to 3564 code for a protein of 1187 amino acids. The transcript has 3 exons. Gene Ontology annotation, biological process: gluconeogenesis; pyruvate metabolic process. Gene Ontology annotation, cellular component: cytoplasm. Lineage: Eukaryota; Fungi; Ascomycota; Lecanoromycetes; Lecanorales; Ramalinaceae. Gene Ontology annotation, molecular function: pyruvate carboxylase activity; metal ion binding; ATP binding. The record is from RefSeq and is a predicted model, not a curated record.